Rhinopithecus roxellana (golden snub-nosed monkey) is the source of this 3058-nucleotide messenger RNA. RefSeq names its product protocadherin beta 13 (gene PCDHB13). The coding region runs from base 165 to 2561 and encodes 798 amino acids. NCBI's taxonomy places the organism in Eukaryota, Metazoa, Chordata, Mammalia, Primates, Cercopithecidae. Gene Ontology annotation, molecular function: calcium ion binding. The record is from RefSeq and is a predicted model, not a curated record. The transcript has a single exon. Gene Ontology annotation, biological process: homophilic cell-cell adhesion. Gene Ontology annotation, cellular component: plasma membrane.
CCACGGGAAGCUUGGAUGCCAAAGAGAAGACGGCAGGGUCCUCUGGAGAGGACUAUUCUCUGCAAUAUUUCUGAGGUAUUUGUGGAAUAACUACAGCCUCAGAUACUGGGGACUUUACAGUCCCACAGAACCGUCCUCCCAGGAAGCUGAACCCACCAAGAACAAUGGAGGCCAGCGGGAAGCUCAUUUGCAGACAAAGGCAAGUCCUUUUUUGCUUUCUCCUUUUGGGCUUAUCUCUGGCGGGCGCGGCGGAACCUAGACGCUAUUCUGUGGUGGAGGAAACUGAGGGCAGUUCCUUUGUCACCAAUUUAGCAAAGGACUUGGGUCUGGAGCAGAGGGAAUUCUCCAGGCGGGGGGUUAGGGUUGUUUCCAGAGGGAACAAACUACAUUUGCAGCUCAAUCAGGAGACCUGCGAUUUGUUGCUCAUUGAGAAAUUGGACCGUGAGGAUCUGUGCGGUCACACAGAGCCCUGUGUGCUACAUUUCCAAGUGUUGCUAGAGAGUCCCUUCGAGUUUUUUCAAGCUGAGCUACAGGUAAUAGACAUAAACGACCAUUCUCCAGUAUUUCUGGACAAAGAAAUGUUGGUGAAAGUGUCAGAGAGCAGUCCUCCUGGGACUACGUUUCCUCUGAAGAAUGCUGAAGACUUAGAUGUAGGCCAAAACAAUAUUGAGAACUAUGUAAUCAGCCCCAAUUCCUAUUUUCGGGUCCUCACCCGCAAACGCAGUGAUGGCAGGAAAUAUCCAGAGCUGGUGCUGGACAAAGCGCUGGACCGAGAGGCAGAAGCUGAACUCAGGUUAACACUCACAGCACUGGAUGGUGGCUCUCCGCCCAGAUCUGGCACUGCUCAGGUCUACAUUGAAGUCCUGGAUGUCAACGAUAAUGCCCCUGAAUUUGAGCAGCCUUUCUAUAGGGUGCAGAUCUCUGAGGACAGUCCAAUAGGCUUCCUGGUUGUCAAGGUCUCUGCCACGGAUGUAGACACAGGAGUCAACGGAGAGAUUUCCUAUUCACUUUUCCAAGCUUCAGACGAGAUUGGUAAAACCUUUAAGAUCAAUCCCUUGACAGGAGAAAUUGAACUAAAAAAACAACUCGAUUUCGAAAAACUGCAGUCCUAUGAAGUCAAUAUUGAGGCAAGAGAUGCUGGAACCCUUUCUGGAAAAUGCACCAUUCUGAUUCAAGUGAUGGAUGUGAAUGACCAUGCCCCAGAAGUUACCAUGUCUGCAUUUACCAGCCCAAUACCUGAGAACGCGCCUGAAACUGUGGUUGCACUUUUCAGUGUUUCAGAUCUUGAUUCAGGAGAAAAUGGGAAAAUAAGUUGCUCCAUUCAGGAGGAUCUACCCUUCCUCCUGAAAUCCGCGGAAAACUUUUACACCCUACUAACGGAGAGACCACUAGACAGAGAAAGCAGAGGGGAAUACAACAUCACUAUCACUGUCACUGAUUUGGGGACCCCUACGCUGAAAACACAGCUCAACAUAACCGUGCUGGUCGCCGAUGUCAAUGACAACGCCCCCGCCUUCACCCAAACCUCCUACACCCUGUUCGUCCGCGAAAACAACAGCCCCGCCCUGCACAUCGGCAGCAUCAGCGCCACAGACAGAGACUCAGGCACCAACGCCCAGGUCACCUACUCGCUGCUGCCACCCCAGGACCCGCACCUGUCCCUCACCUCCUUGGUCUCCAUCAACGCGGACAACGGCCACCUGUUUGCCCUCAGGUCUCUGGACUACGAGGCCCUGCAGGAGUUCGAGUUCCGCGUGGGCGCCACAGACCGCGGCUCCUCGGCGCUGAGCAGCGAGGCGCUGGUGCGCGUGCUGGUGCUGGACGCCAACGACAACUCGCCCUUCGUGCUGUACCCGCUGCAGAACGGCUCUGCGCCAUGUACCGAGCUGGUGCCCCGGGCGGCCGAGCCGGGCUACCUGGUGACCAAGGUGGUGGCGGUGGACGGUGACUCGGGCCAGAACGCCUGGCUGUCGUACCAGCUGCUCAAGGCCACGGAGCCCGGGCUGUUCCGCAUGUGGGCGCACAAUGGCGAGGUGCGCACCUCCAGGCUGCUGAGCGAGCGCGACGCGGCCAAGCACAGGCUGGUGGUGCUGAUCAAGGACAAUGGCGAGCCUCCGCGCUCGGCCACCGCCACGCUACACGUGCUCCUGGUGGACGACUUCUCCCAGCCCUACCUGCCGCUCCCGGAGGCGGCCCCGGCCCAGGCCCAGGCCGACUCGCUCACCGUCUACCUGGUGGUGGCGUUGGCCUCGGUGUCUUCGCUCUUCCUCUUUUCAGUGCUCCUGUUCGUGGCGGUGCGGCUGUGCAGGGGGAGCAGGGCGGCCUCGGUGGGUCGCUGCUCUGUGCCCGAGGGCCACUUUCCAGGGCAUCUGGUGGACGUGAGCGGCACCGGGACCCUAUCCCAGAGUUACCAGUAUGAGGUGUGUCUGGCAGGAGGCUCAGGGACAAAUGAGUUCAAGUUCCUGAAGCCUAUUAUCCCCGACUUCCCUCCCCAGUUCCCUGGGAAAGAAAUACAGGGAAAUUCUACCUUUUCCAAUAACUUUGGGUUCAACAUUCAGUGACCAUAGUCGACUUUUAUAUUCCAUAGGUAUUUUAUUUUAUGGCAUUUCUAUGCCAAUGUUUAUUUCCCCCAAUUUGUGUGUAUUUAAAACUAUACUUAUUUACUCCUGAUUUUUCUCAUGUUCUUUCUCCCUUUGCUAUUAAGUGAACAUUUACUUUUAUUCCCGGUUCGUAAAAGAUGGCAAUUCAUUCUUUAACCUAGAUGGUCUUAAUUUGCAAUUAAUUUGCCUCCCUAAAGAGCAAUACCAAGUCACAUUUUUUUUUCAUGCCCCUAUCUUUAGUUGAACUUCACCCACUGUUAUGCUUAUGGUAAAAUUAAAUAGAGCAAUUUAGAAGUGAUUCACAUUUUCCAGCAUUUCUUCAUUUCUCUUUUUUUAGUCUUAAAAUAAUGAUUGGUAUUCAGAUAUAUCAUUUUUCUGUUUUUAAAUCCAGUGUGUUUUUAGUUAACCUUUAACUAUGCUUUUUGCUUUCAAAAGUAAACCAGGAAACCUAUAUCCUA